ACAAAACAAUCUACUUAAAAAUGUCCUCUCCAUCAAGAACCGAAGCCAAGAAAGACCAAUUCAUUGGUAACGUCAAGAACACUGCCGGAAGCGCCGUAGGAAACGAAUCUCUCCAAGCCAAGGGCCAAGCUCAAAACAAUGCUGGUAAUGCUCAAGAAACUGCUGCUAACGUCCAAGGUUAUCUCUCAGGUGUCUCUGAUCAAGUUGCUGGCUCUGUCAAGGGUGCUUACAAUGCUCUCACUGGCGACACCGCUGCCCAAAUGGAAAACAAGGCCCAGGCUAAGAAGGGUGAAGCUGAAAAGGCUUAUAACUCUUAAGUUUGACUUAAACUUAUACCAUUUGUAAAUAUUACAUUACUUUUUAAAUAAAUUGCCGCGAAG
This is a messenger RNA of Mucor mucedo, 380 nucleotides long. RefSeq lists its product as uncharacterized. The transcript has a single exon. The record is from RefSeq and is a predicted model, not a curated record. The coding region runs from base 21 to 317 and encodes 98 amino acids. NCBI's taxonomy places the organism in Eukaryota, Fungi, Mucoromycota, Mucoromycetes, Mucorales, Mucoraceae.